This is a messenger RNA of Epinephelus moara (kelp grouper), 4276 nucleotides long. It is a transcript of the gene vldlr, whose product is annotated as very low density lipoprotein receptor. The record is from RefSeq and is a predicted model, not a curated record. Gene Ontology annotation, molecular function: calcium ion binding; protein binding. NCBI's taxonomy places the organism in Eukaryota, Metazoa, Chordata, Actinopteri, Perciformes, Serranidae. The coding region runs from base 435 to 3029 and encodes 864 amino acids. The transcript has 20 exons.
ACGCUCAGUGUAGCACCACUAACAAACCGGUUACCGGAGCCGCCCGUUACUGUCAACUUUAAGAAAUGGAUUUCAGCUCGAGAGGAGUGAACGGGAGCCCGAGCGGCCCCCACGGCGCGUGAUUGUAGAACGAGAUCAAAAGGCGCGUGGUCUGCGCGGCGGCCGCCUCCGUUUUUUAUUCUCACUGAGCACAGUCCUGUGCAGCGCGUGCUGCUGAUCGGUCGGUUGGCCGCUCCGUCCUGUUUUUUGCUCUUGUGUGUCUCGUGUGUGUGUGUGAGCGCUCGUGUCCUGUUGUCUGCAUGUGUGGUUUGCGCGUGAACCGGCGGAAUCAAAGACGAAGCAGGCCAGCGCGAGCCAGCGAGGAAGGCAGGCAGGCAGGGCACAGAGGCAGCCCGCGAGCGCUCAGCUAGCAACCGUACGUUACACUGCGAGAGAUGGUCACGUCCGCACCGGGGAUCCUUCUGCUGCCGAUGCUAAUAUGUCUCCAGCACUGCGUAGACGUCCACGGUACAAAGACAGAAUGUGAGGCCAACCAGUUUCAGUGUGGAAACGGUCGCUGCAUCCCCUCCGUCUGGCAGUGUGACGGAGAUGAGGACUGCACCGACGGCAGCGACGAGAACUCCUGUGUUAGAAAGACUUGUAUGGAGGUGGACUUUGUGUGUCGCAAUGGCCAGUGUGUCCCGAAGAGAUGGCACUGUGAUGGGGAGCCUGACUGCGAGGACGGGUCUGACGAGAGCGUCGAAAUAUGCCACAUGAGGACGUGUCGUGUGAACGAGUUUAGCUGCGGAGCGGGCUCCACUCAGUGUAUCCCCAUCUUCUGGAAAUGUGACGGAGAGAAGGACUGUGACAACGGAGAGGACGAGAUCAACUGUGGCAACAUCACCUGCGCUCCUAAUGAGUUCACGUGCGCCAGCGGUCGCUGCAUCUCCCGGAACUUUGUGUGCAACAGUGAGGAUGACUGUGGCGACGGCUCCGAUGAGGUGGAGUGCGCGCCGUCCUCCUGCGGUCCCAGCGAGUUCCAGUGUGGGAACUCAUCGUGCAUCCCGGCCAGCUGGGUGUGUGAUGAUGACGUCGACUGCCAGGACCAGUCAGAUGAGUCUCCGUCUCGUUGCGGCCGUCACCCAACACCGCCUGCCAAGUGUUCCUCCAGUGAGAUGCAGUGUCGCUCAGGAGAAUGUAUUCACAAGAAGUGGAGGUGUGAUGGAGACCCUGACUGCAAGGACGGCAGCGAUGAAGCCAACUGUCCUGUACGCACUUGUGGACCGGAUCAGUUCAAAUGUGAUGAUGGAAACUGCAUCCUGGGCAGCAGACAGUGUAACGGCCUCAGAGACUGCGCCGAUGGAUCAGACGAAGUCAACUGUAAAAACAUGACUCAGUGUAAUGGACCAGAGAAGUUCAAGUGUCGCAGCGGGGAGUGUAUCGAGAUGAGCAAAGUGUGCAACAAGGCCCGAGACUGUCCCGACUGGAGCGAUGAACCCAUUAAGGAAUGCAAUCUAAAUGAGUGUCUCCUGAACAACGGCGGCUGCUCUCACAUCUGCAAAGACAUGGUGAUUGGCUUCGAGUGUGACUGCACACCUGGACUUCAGCUCAUAGACCACAAGACCUGCGGAGACAUCAAUGAGUGUCUGAACCCCGGCAUCUGCAGUCAGAUCUGCAUAAACCUGAAGGGUGGGUACAAGUGCGAAUGCCACAACGGCUACCAGAUGGAUCCGACCACCGGAGUCUGCAAGGCUGUCGGUAAGGAACCCUGCCUGAUCUUCACUAACCGCCGUGACAUCCGUCGUCUGGGUCUGGAGAGGAAGGAGUACACUCAGAUUGUGGAGCAGCAGAGGAACACAGUGGCUCUGGAUGCGGACUUUGACCAGCAGAUGAUCUUCUGGGCUGACCUGGGCCAGAGAGCCAUUUAUAGUACUGUGCUGGACAAACGAGGGGACGUCAGCACCCACAACAAAGUGAUCGAUAACGUCCAGACUCCUGUCGGAAUCGCCGUGGACUGGAUCUAUAAGAACUUGUACUGGUCUGAUCUCGGCACCAAAACCAUUUCUGUAGCCAACUUCAACGGCACCAAGCAGAAAGUUCUCUUCAACAGAGGCCUCAAAGAGCCGGCAUCCAUCGCUGUGGAUCCGCUGUCUGGGUUUCUGUACUGGUCUGACUGGGGGGAGCCAGCCAAGAUUGAGAAGUCUGGUAUGAAUGGGGCGGACAGACAGGUUCUGGUGGUGAAUGACAUCCAGUGGCCUAAUGGAAUCACCCUGGAUCUGAUCAAAGGCAGGCUGUACUGGGUCGAUUCUAAGCUGCACAUGCUCUGUAGCGUCGACCUGAACGGAGACAACAGGAAGAAAGUACUCCAGUCUCCAGACUACCUUGCUCAUCCCUUCGCUCUCACUGUUUUUGAGGAUCGAGUCUUUUGGACGGAUGGCGAAAAUGAAGCCAUCUACGGGGCGAAUAAGUUCACAGGUUCCGACGUGGUGACGCUGGCCAGCAACCUGAAUGACCCCCAGGAUAUCAUAGUGUACCACGAGCUGAUCCAGCUGUCAGGUACUAACUGGUGUGCGGAGAAAGGUGAAAACGGAGGCUGUAGCUACAUGUGUCUGCCUGCGCCACAAAUCAACAAACACUCCCCCAAAUACACCUGUGUGUGUCCAGAGGGACAGGAGCUGGCUGCUGACGGCUUACGCUGCAGACCUGACCACUCUACCAAAGGUUCCUCAAAGGAUGAUGGGAAAGCUCUAAUACAGCCACCCUCAGAAGCCAACGUGAGCACGUCGAUCCAAGUGAACUCCACAGCCAGAGGGUCUGCAGCUGCCUGGGCCAUACUGCCUGUCUUGCUGCUGGCGAUGGCGGCAGCAGGCGGCUACCUGAUGUGGAGAAACUGGCAGCUGAAGAACCAGAAGAGCAUGAACUUUGACAACCCUGUUUACCUGAAGACCACAGAGGAAGACCUCAACAUCGACAUCACCCGGCACGGUGCCAAUGUGGGCCACACCUACCCUGCGAUUUCGAUAGUGAGCACAGACGACGAUUUAUCAUGAUCGUUUUUGUUUUUACGGCAACCCGGAGUGUUGCGUGGUGCCACCUCGUUCCCAUGCGCCGCCGGUUGUCCGUAGCAGCAGCAGCAGCAGCCCUUACAGUACGACCACAUGCCUUCUGAAGUGCAUUAUGUCAUUAUCUGUGGAGAGGAUGACUUGAGGAAAUGUUAUUUAUUAUGUGAAUACUACAAUGAAUUAUGUGUCCAUAACUAUUUUCACUCAAUGCAUCCAAAGUGUUAAGGAUUUUUUGAUUUUUUUAUUUUUUUGGUCCUGAAUUUUCUUGGGCCACGGCUUCCUGUCUUUUUUUUUUUUUUUUUUUUUUUGCCCCAUCCUCUUAAAGGAGUCCAACAUCUUUUCACAACAGAGAGAAACGCUGUGAAUUUCCUCGGUUUGAUCACCUAACGGGGCUUUCUGUGUUCAAACUGAGGUGGAAAACUUACAAGAGGACACAGUAUUUCUCUCAACAAACAGAUCGACUCUGCUGGACAGGAUUUAAAACCAGAUCUGAGCUGUCAGGAUCUGACGUGACAGCGUGAGACUCCUUUUUUGACCAUAUUCUGAGAAGUGAGGCACUCAUGGGGAAUUUAAUCCAAACUUUAUUUCUUGCCCCUCUGAUCCAACGGGCUCAGACGUGUGAAUAUUUAUGUACGAUCAUGUUUUGGGCAGUAAUAUCUAAGAUGUAACUUUUCUUUUAUUUGCUAAUUUUAAUUUUGUUAUUUUUAUGAUUUCGUCAAUGGUACCUCCUGGAGUGCAUUCUUACAAGCUGUUUUUUCAGCCAGUGUUCAUUACUAUUAUUAUUAUUAUUAUUAUUAUUAUUAUUAUAGAAGCUGUGUAAGGAUCACCAUGGUUACAACAUUUGUAAACACUGUACAUAUUUACCCGUCAUCCCUCAAAGACAUGACCGUCAAUCAGGACUCUCUUCAAUGCACUUUGAUCAAAUGUUCCUUGUGUAAAUAAGAUUGUAUACAUUUGACUUGAAAUCAAUUUUUUGCUAUGGUUGGGCAUCAUACCAGGGUUAGAGUUCAGAUGUAUUUAACAAGAAAGAAAAAGCUGAAAAAAGGAGAAAAAAAAAUUACAACACAACUGAAUUUGGUAAAAACUAUUUUGUAUGUUUGUGUGCUGUUGCUGUGAACUUUUUCUAGCCUUGUACAGUGAGGGGGAAUACUACUAUUAAAACUUCAAAGCUCUGUAUCUGUGAAGAAACUGAUUUGAAAUUCACUUGAGAAUUAAAACCUGAUCCACAACGUUGU